CAUACGACACACGCGAAUUUUGUGCCAACGGCUUUUACGCCCGCGUCUGCCAUGUGAUGUGAACUAAGGCAAAAUUAUCUAAAUAAUAAAGAGAUAAAAUUUACAUAGAAAAGUUCAUGAAAUUAAGCCCCUAAACAAAGUCAACACAGACACUGUUAACGUCAACGUCAAAGUCAACGUCAACGUCAGCCACAUCCGUAUCCGUGUCCGUAUCCGUGUCCUCUCAAGGCGCCUGACAGCGGUACGGAAUCGGAAGCUGUUGCCCAGAAUUAUGCAGCAUUAGGCACGGCGCGACAGAGUCCGAGAUAUCCACAACGUGCAAGCAUUACGCACACAUUUAUAUAUCGGAGCUGAGCAUUCUGCCUGUUAAAAAUGCGUUCGUUUCUGUACAUCGUUUGGCUGGUGCUGCCAUUUCUGGUUCCGGUUUUGGGCUCUUUCGAAUUAAGUGGCCAGACCAUUAAAGAUGCACUCGGUGAAUAUAUGCUGACUGAUAUAAUGAACAGCAAUCAGUAUACGGGCAUUGAGUUUGCGGAGGGAGAGGAUGGCUUUCCGGCCUUCAAGCUGCUCUCCACUGCAGAUGUGAAGUCGCCCUAUCAAAUGUUGCUGCCCGAGAAGCUAUACGAGUUCGCCAUACUAAUCACCUAUCGCCAGAGCUCGCUAAAGGGCGGCUAUCUGUUUAGCGUGGUGAAUCCACUGGACACUGUGGUGCAGCUGGGCGUGCAUCUAUCGCCGGUUGUCAAAAACAGCUACAAUGUGACGCUGGUUUAUGCGCAACCCGACCAGAGCGCGGGCCGGAAGCUGGCCAGUUUUGCGGUUGCCCACGUGCCGGACAAGUGGAACUCGAUUGCAUUUCAGGUGUACAGUGACAAAGUGGUUUUCUAUUAUGACUGCAUACUGCGCAACACCACGACUGUGGUGCGAGAUCCCUUUGAGCUGGUAUUCGCAUCGGCCUCGGUGCUGUACAUUGGCCAGGCUGGUUCCAUAAUUGGUGGCCACUUCGAGGGCUAUUUAGAAAAAAUCUAUGUCUAUGGCAAUCCGGAUGCCAUAGCAAUUCAAUGCAUGUCGCCCCCAAAGCCCACGGUGGCUGUGCCCACGGAUUUGGAGAAUGAGCUUUCGACCGAAUCAGAUCCUGAACUCUUAGCUGAUCCUGAACAAGAAAUGAAUUCACCACCCGAUGAGCCCGUUGUCGAUGAGAAUGAUAUUACAAACGAAGGGUGGUGGUCCUCAGCAAAUAUUGAGGCAACUGACAUUUUCGACGACAGUGGUUUGCAGGCCCCCGGACAGACGCAGUUAACGCACGAGAGACCAUAUCGCGGCAUCAAGGGCGAGAAGGGCGAUCGAGGACCCAAGGGCGAUAGUAUACGUGGUCCACCUGGGCCGCCCGGUCCGCCGGGUCCCAAAGGUGAAACACCAUCGUAUCCGCCCUUUGUGGAGACACCAAGUGCGGGGGCUAAAUACACUGGCGAAUGUACAUGUAAUGCGUCUGAUAUCCUGGAAGCCUUGAAGGACAAUGAAACGAUACGCGAAACGUUGCGCGGCCCGCCCGGUCCGCCGGGCAGAGAUGGAAAGUCUGGAGCCCCUGGACUUACCGGUGCCACUGGCGUAACUGGCGCUCGCGGCCCGGAAGGUCUGCAGGGGGAGAAGGGCGAGCCAGGCGUCGACGGCAUGCCCGGAGUGAUGGGUCCGCCCGGACCUCCGGGCCCGCCUGGCUUGCCGGAGAGCUAUGAUGGCUGCAACAAAACAAAAAUUGCCAAUGAUUCGGUUCCCGCUUCCCCCCAUCUUCCUGACUCAAUGGAAUCCCUAAUGGGCAACUCAAUGGGCAGCCUACGCAGCUCCACCUCCAGCCAGGCAGGACCUAAAGGAGCGACCGGCGAUAAAGGUGAGCCCGGACGUCCAGGAGAACGAGGUGAAAAGGGUCACAAAGGUGCGCAUGGACCCGCUGGACCCAAGGGUGAGCCCGGCGCUCCUGGCCUACCCGGAUUGGCUGGCCAGCCGGGCGAUGGCAACGGCACCAAGGGCGAGCGCGGCGAAAAGGGCGAGAAAGGCAUGCGGGGCAGACGCGGUGGCACCGGCGCAACCGGACCAAUUGGACCACCCGGCAAACCAGGACCCAUGGGUGAUAUCGGACACUCGGGACGCCCCGGGAUGAUUGGACCUAAGGGCGAUACGGGCGCCAAAGGCGUCAAAGGCGACUCAGGUGGACGCGAUGGCGCCAAAGGUGAGAAAGGUGAUCGGGGCAGCGACGGUCGUGACGGCUUGCCAGGCCCACCUGGACUGCCGGCCAGCACAGGAGCUGGCGAUGGUGACAGCAGCGGCGUCCAGUAUAUUCCAAUGCCUGGUCCGCCAGGACCGCCCGGGCCGCCUGGCCUGCCCGGCUUAUCGAUAACUGGACCCAAGGGAGAAGCAGGCAUGGACGCGCGCAGCAGCUUCUUCGGAGACGCCUCCUACUACGGUCGACCAGGUGCGCGCUCAUCUUUAGACGAACUUAAAGCACUGCGAGAGCUGCAAGAUCUGCGCGAUAGACCCACAGAUGGCACAGCUGAGCCACCGCGACAGACGGCGCACUCACACAAGCACGAGGAGUCGCCCCUGGGCAUUGGCUUGGGAUUGGGAGAUGGCGAGGAGCUGCCAUACUUUUCCGCAUCAUCAUCGAACAUGAACAUGAGAAUCGUGCCAGGUGCAGUUACCUUUCAGAACAUAGACGAAAUGACAAAGAAGUCCGCGCUCAGCCCACCCGGCACCCUGGCGUACAUUACCGAGGAGGAGGCGCUGCUCGUGCGCGUCAACAAGGGCUGGCAGUAUAUAGCGCUGGGCACCUUGGUGCCAAUUGCAACACCAGCACCACCCACCACAGUGGCGCCGUCCUUGCGCUUUGAUUUACAAUCGAAAAACUUGCUGAACAGUCCACCCCCCUUGCUCAACACGCCGACGUUUACAACCGCGCCCGAGUACGAAACGUGGUAUCCGCGCAUGCUUCGCGUGGCGGCCCUCAAUGAGCCCUAUGGCGGUGACUUGCAGGGCAUUCGAGGCGCGGACUUUGCCUGCUAUCGCCAAGGCCGGCGAGCAGGUCUGCUGGGCACCUUUAAGGCGUUCCUCACCUCCAGGGUACAGAACCUGGACUCUAUAGUGCGUUCGGCCGACUGGGAGCUGCCGGUUGUAAAUACCCGCGGCGAUGUGCUCUUCAAUUCCUGGAAGGGAGUCUUUAACGGCCAGGGUGGAUUCUUCUCCCAGGCACCGCGCAUUUAUAGUUUCAGCGGCAAGAAUGUGCUCACAGAUCCAUUAUGGCCGCUCAAGCUAGUCUGGCACGGCUCUCUGCCGAACGGAGAGCGUUCCAUGGACACCUACUGCGAUGCCUGGCACUCCAGCUCGCAUGAGAAGUUCGGCUAUGCCAGCAACUUGCUCGGCAACAAGCUGCUCGAUCAGGAGCGACAGCCCUGCGACGGCAAGCUGAUUGUGCUCUGCGUGGAGGCACUGUCGCAGGAUCGGCGGAAAAAGCGUGAUGUCAGCAGCAGUCGCAGUCACAGUCACAUUAGCAGUCGCAGCAACAGUCGCGGCAACAGCGACAGUCACAGUCCCACUGGCGAACUGGAGCUGGAGUUCAGUACGGCCGAGGAGUACGCCGAGCAUUUAGACAAUUUACUGCUGUAAGAGACCACCUAGAGAGGAGCAUGGGCGGGAAACGGAAUUUGUAACUGUAACGCGCAUUAUAUGAAUACCAAUGCAAUACAAAUGUGAACACCACAACACACCAAUACCAAUGCCAUACUCAUGAACACUCAGACACACACACACACACACACACACACAUACACAUUAAAUGUAAACGUAUAUCAUGGCCAUGCAUAUAAUCAGAGGAUUCCAACUAAACCAAAAAAUACUCAAGUAAGCGAUCGAUUAACAAUUGCAUAGUGAAAUAUGAACAUACAUAUAUACUUACAUACUUACUACUUGCAUACGAAUAACUAGACAGGUAUAUAUAUAUACAUUCACAAUAUAUAUACAUCAUGAUUUCUUAUGCUCGACAGGCAACAAGCAGUUUUGUACAAGCGAGUUAUGUAUUAGUAAUCGUAGCCUAAUACAUAGUCAAAAUAUAUAAAAAGUAAGCUAAUUUUGUAAUUAAGUCACAGCGCAGGCGAAGCAUAUUAGCUGCUGCUGCUGCCAUUAAGGUUAGUCCUAGUACCAUAUUCAGGACCGGCGCGAACUGGUCCCCAUCAAUACUAUCUAGAGACCAAGCGCACCUUUCCAACAACAGCUAAACAUACGAACUGGCCAAAUUAGUCUCCUAUCUACCCGAUCAGCGGGAGGACUCACGCGCAAAUACAUUUCACAUGGCUGUAUACGUGUAUAAAUGUAUUUUGUCAAAGACUUCUAAAUGUGUAAAUGUAUAAGAUAAAAAAAAAAAACAAAAGUGAAACGAACUAAUACCGAAUCAGAGCUAACAAUUUUAAGCCCAAAUCCAAAUCCAACGUUCCAACGUUCUAACGUUUUUAACUAAAUCAGCUCCAAUGUGCAUUAUGUUUUAUGCCAAUCCAGUUUUCUAUUCUACAAACUUACUCAUAAUGUAGCCCGAUUUUCUACAUUGAAAUACUCGUUAUUAUAUAAAUGAACAACAAAACGUCAGCCCCUUUUUAUAUGAACACAAUAGAAUAACUAAAUUAUAGCUGUAAUUGCAGUAAUUUAUAUACAAUAACAAAUGAAAAACAAACCAACACGAGUACAUAUAUGUAUAUGUAUGUAAUGUAACUUAUUGUAAUUCUAGAGCGAAUACUGACGAGUAAAGCAUAAUUACUUGUAUCAGUAUAGUUAGUUACUUAAUUUAAUUUGCAUUUAAUUAAUGCAUUUCCAGCUACAGUUUUGUAAUGUAAUUAAUUGUAAUUGUAAUAUCAAUAAUGCUUAUCAUUUUUAAUAAUUAAUUAUAAAAGAAAACUAGGCACAGAAAUGCUAAUUGGGUUAAAGGCAAUCCCAAGCAAUAGCAUACUAAGCAUAAUAUACGUACAUAGGUAUGUAUGUAUGUAUGUAUGUAUGCACAAUGCAAAUAACUACAUUUAGUGAAAUCAAAAUGAAUACUCAAAGCCCUCUAGUCGUAAGCCUAAUACUUCUAUGCAAAUUCAGAGUGCAUAUAAAAU
This is a messenger RNA of Drosophila novamexicana, 5126 nucleotides long. It is a transcript of the gene Mp, whose product is annotated as collagen alpha-1(XV) chain. The record is from RefSeq and is a predicted model, not a curated record. The transcript is spliced from 26 exons. Lineage: Eukaryota; Metazoa; Arthropoda; Insecta; Diptera; Drosophilidae. Bases 373 to 3648 code for a protein of 1091 amino acids.